Molecule: messenger RNA, 1177 nt
Organism: Eurytemora carolleeae
Lineage: Eukaryota; Metazoa; Arthropoda; Copepoda; Calanoida; Temoridae
Biological process (GO): central nervous system formation; regulation of Toll signaling pathway; innate immune response
Cellular component (GO): extracellular region
Molecular function (GO): Toll binding; growth factor activity
Source: RefSeq, a predicted model, not a curated record
GAAUUCAGUUGUAUUCAGACUGCUAGACAAUGCAGACGUGUUGUUCCUCUCUCUUCUUACUCACCACUUUAUCUCUGUCACAGGGUGGGGUGGUGUUCCCCAGUGAUCGUUCUAAUGAUUCAAGAUCGUUAAUCAGCUUAUUUGAAAACAGUCGAGACAAUAUACUAUCCUCACUCAGUAGACCUCACAGUUUUAGUGAGAGAGAGAAGAGGAUAAAAGACAAACUCCAAACGACAAUAUCCCAGCUCGUUGAACUUAUGUUUAAACAAGAACAGAUUAAAGUGUUUAACCAAGAUGAAAUAAAUUUUGGUGAAAAUGAGACUGAAAGUAAUUUUGAAACUGCAGAGGAAUCUAUAGAAAAUAUGUCAACUGAAAAUAUUAUUUUUCAAGAAACCACCUUGACGCCGGAAACUAAUGAAGAAAUAACUGAGUCCAAUCUAAAAGUUGAUGAUGGAAAAUCAGAGUUUGCCAAACUGCAACUAAGACCAAGACGUCUUGAUGAUAUCAGCGACCGUACGCUUUCUAAAAUCGGAAUAUACAGUGAUGCUGUUAACUUUGAAAACUCUGGCAACAGCUCCUUGAACGAGGUUGAUGGACCCAUUGAGGAGUUUGAGUGCGAUGAAAUCACCAAUGUUUGUGGAAAGCACCCUAAGUACCCAGGCGACAAGUUUGCUCGCGCACUAGCACGUGGAAACAAAUUGACCCUGAAGAUGGUGGAAGCACUGGCAACCAAUCCUGCUCCUGCUAUUGAAGAACUUCCACAACCAGAGAUGAGAUCAAAACACAACAUGAUAGGGUUAAGAGCUAGACACAACAUGCCCCAGGAAAUAGGGUUAAGAUCUUCUAGUUUCGAAUUAUUUUCAGCCCGCUCAGCCCCCUCCCCCAUGAAGGGUAAAAUGGAAGCUGAAGCUGAAAAUAUUUGUAAAACAAUUAGUAAACAGAUAACGCCGCGGAGCGCCAAGAAUAUCGAUGGUCAAGUGAAAUGGAUUCUAAACCAACCCAAGGGAGGGGAGCAAUACAUCCAGUUAGUUGACACCACUAUAUGUCAAGGUGAGGGAAAUGAGUGUCUAAGUGGUCUUGUCUCCGGUCAUAAAACUCAAUGUAAACAGCAGUACAGUGUACAUAAAUUGUUGGCGCUCAGCGACAAUGGUGAUGAAUUAGUGAUUGAUACGUUCAG